Messenger RNA from Pseudogymnoascus destructans, 2071 nucleotides. RefSeq lists its product as uncharacterized. Lineage: Eukaryota; Fungi; Ascomycota; Leotiomycetes; Thelebolales; Thelebolaceae. The record is from RefSeq and is a predicted model, not a curated record. Gene Ontology annotation, molecular function: zinc ion binding; nucleic acid binding. The transcript has a single exon. Bases 155 to 1432 code for a protein of 425 amino acids.
CAGUCAAUAGUCGCUGUAUAUACGUAGACCUAUUGUUACGCAUUGAAUCCUACUUCCUACCUACUGAUCUGGUUCCCUGAGCUCCCGUGUGACCCUGGGUCCUACGACUUUACAAUUCUAUUGACUCAACCCAUACUCAGCCUACCAGAUCAGGAUGGCGAGCCAGGAAAAGAGGAUUACCCGAGCGACCUCCGGAGGAGCGACUCCAGCGGCAGAAACCAUCGAGGCCAGCCCACCGACUCUGGGCCCUGAAGCCAGCAGCUCCGCGACGAGCAAAGCGGACAGGAUGCCGUCAAAGCUGGCCGCCCUCAAGAAUAGGAUCGAAGAAGAGAGGGCCUACUACAAUACCAUGGAAGAAGCCCUCCAAGUAUUCCGACGAUCGCACGGCGACGACUAUAGCGCCUACCCGGAGGAAGUAAGGGUCUUCGCAGAAAGACAGGUCCGAAUACAAGAAGAAGGACGCCGGAAAAGGCGACACCAAGACAGUGAGGAAGAAUGGGAGGGGACCCCAAACGAGGAGGAACAAGAGACUGCCUCCGUAGUAUCGCGAGAAGCAACCCCGUCGUAUAGGCCUUUCGGCAAGGUCAAGGACCCUAAGGUCUACAAAGGCGAGUCGACACGAGAGCUCAACGAGUUUAUGGCCUCAAUCCGCGCUUCCUUCCGAUACCAGCCAAGAAUGUUCCCAACCGAGCAAUCCAAGGUGGCCUUCGCCGCCCAAUACCUUGAGAGCGACCCCAUGAAGGAGUGGGACAACCGCUGCGCCUCGCAAGAGGAAGGGCUCGAGGACCCUUUAGAUAUCGCAGGGUUUGAAGAGUUCCUUCGCGACCUCCAUAUCGACCCAGCCAACCGGCAACGCAUUGCAGCCCUCAAAUACAACGGCGCCCACCAGCGUAAGGGGCAGGGUAUCCGCAAAUUCGUUGCGUACCUCGAGGAAUUGGAGCGGGAAAUGGAGCCCUACACCGAGUCCCAGAGGACCACCCACCUCCUGACGAAGUUACACCCAGAAAUGAGGCAGCGCCUCCUUGAGGGUGGCUACGCCGAGCGUUCCACGACCCACAGGGAGGCUGUUGUCAAUAUCCUAGCCAUGCUGGAAAUGAACAACCGGUGGGUAACCGAGAAGAAUCCUUCUACGGAUAGGCCCAACACAAGGGAGAAUAAGGGAACCCUGCAGGGUGGCUUUCCAGCUCGGAAGGGCCACUUCAAUAGCCACAAGUCGGGCAAUCACCGGGAGCGAACGCCCUUCCAGGAUCGCCGUCGAUCGGACCAACAACCUGCGCGCAAGCCAGCCGACACCCAAGGCGCAAGGCCUACCCAAGUAGGGAACGCCUGUUACAACUGUGGCAGACCAGGCCACUUUGCAAAGGACUGCCGUAGCCAGCACACUGGGCCGGGAGUCCGGAAGCUGGAUACCCAACUCCUCAAGCGGGAGUGACUCCCUACCGAAGCCCUACGCCCUACGCAGGCGAAGAGGAUGGAGAUCGACAUUGAAAUCAAAGUAGGGCCUACCUGGCACAAGGCCAAGGCUCUACUCGAUUCGGGGUCGGACGCGUCAACUAUCCACCCCCUCUUCGCAAAAGAUAAGAGCCUAGAGUGCCGAGACAAGGGCCCACCUCGAGCGAGGGCUGUGGACGGCAAGGAGAUUGCCAUAUACGGAGCGGCGACCGUACAGAUCAAGGCCUGGGACCACUUUCGAAGGGAGACGACCGUAGACCAGACGUUCCUUUCCAUGGAUACCCCUGGUGUGGAUGUUAUCCUUGGAAUGGACUGGAUCGUACAGGUCAACCCCCAGAUCGAUUGGCAGACCCAGAUAUGGCGCUACCCCUUCGAUAUAUCGAAGGCGAUGGAGGUGGGUAUUGAAGAGCUAGACAAAGGCGAUACUGCCUUUGUCCUGGCGUUGACCUCGGAAGGAGCAUUGGAACCCCAAUGCCCAAGGGAGUACGCUGAAUUCGCCGACGUCUUCUCUAAGGAGCGGGCAGAAGACCUACCCGAGCUGGGUAGGAAGACCCACGGUAUCGAUACCAGCAUGCAAGAGCCGCCUUACGGCCCGGUAUACAACCUAUCUGAGACGGAG